Molecule: messenger RNA, 2442 nt
Organism: Cyphellophora europaea CBS 101466
Lineage: Eukaryota; Fungi; Ascomycota; Eurotiomycetes; Chaetothyriales; Cyphellophoraceae
Exons: 2
Coding region: 1-2442 (813 amino acids)
Source: RefSeq, a predicted model, not a curated record
AUGUACGAUCUCACUACGUUUGCCGUCGUGUGGCUGCUGCUAAGGCAAGCGGAGGCAUUUUGGCGACUGCCAUGUGGUCGUAUCCAGCUUGGAAGAGUUGAUCCUAUCGUUAACCCAGGGCUUGUGUCCGGUCAUGUUCACACAAUCUCCGGUCCGAACAAUUUCGGGGUUUCGAGCAAUUAUCAAAGCCUGACGUCUUCUUACUGCACGUCAUGCCCUGUCCAAGCUGAUAAGAGCGCGUACUGGACCCCUCAAUUAUACUAUCGCUACAGCAAUGGGACUUUCAGCGAGGUCGGUAAUGGUGGCACCAUCGUGUACUACCUCGACCGCGGCGACAACCUCUCCGAGAUGAUAGCGUUUCCCUUAGGGCUGCAAAUGGUCUCUGGCGACCCCAGUCUUCGAUCAUACGAUGGUACAAGCAUGACGUGGAGUGGUAAACGGCCGAUUGCGGAUCGUGUGAGCUUCGCCUGCAUCAAUUAUCAACAAAGUCAGGCGGAGACGAAUGGUUUGAAUAACACAGACUGUCCCCAAGGCCUUCGAGCACAGGUUCAUUUCCCAAGCUGCUGGGAUGGACUUAACCUUUACAAGGCUGACCAGAGCCAUAUGGCGUACCUGGAUCGGAUCGAUAACGGGGCAUGUCCACCAACUCACCCCAAGCUGUUGCCUCAUCUAUUCUACGAGCUCUACUACGAUGUUGCCCACGUAGCGAAGGAACCCAAUGGGUACUUUGUGUUCGCGCAAGGCGACCCCACAGGCUAUGGCUUUCACGGAGACUUCCUGAAUGCAUGGGACGAGCAAGUCUUAACAGAUGCUAUCGCUCAGUGCAUGGGCCCCAAGGCAGUUAACCGAGGUGGCACGAUCGAAGCUUGCCCACCUUUUGCGCCAACGCUCGACGGUAAUGCUGGCAGAAAUUGCCCCGAACAGCCACCCGUGAUCAAUGAGACCGUCACCGGGCUCAUAAAGCAGCUACCUGGCUGCAAUGAACCCAUCUUUGGUCCCACUCGGGCUACCCAGCAAGUCUGCCCUGUUCAACCAAAUAUUGUCGCAAGCAAAAACGACACCGGAACCCGGAAACUGCCCGUACCCGGAGAUAUGUCAGGUGACUUUGCUUAUGUCGGAUGCGUCAAGGACAGUGGCAACAUUUUGAAUGGUAUCAGCUUCAACGAUGAGAAGAUGAGGAUCGAGGCCUGCACCGAUUACUGCCGGAAGAACAAGUAUGUGUAUGCAGGUCUCGAAGGUGGCCGGGGGUGCUCUUGUGGAAACUACAUCCUGAACGCGUUGCAAACUAGUGGCGCGUGCUCGUCACCCGGCAUCGCAUGCAGUGGCGACAUUGGAAAGUUCUGUGGGGGAGACCAAGUAAUUCACGUCUACAACGACACGAAGACGGCGUUGUCGCCCAAAGGUAUCCCAGAACCUGGCAAAACGCGAGCGGACCUCGGCUCUGGCGCCAUUGCGACAUACACGGGGUGCUACAUGGAAAGUGAUGGUCGAGCCCUCAGGGGCGACAGCUUCUCCGAUACGACCAGCAUGACCAACGAGCUGUGCGGACAAUACUGCCACAGAAAAGGCUUCAGUGUAUACGGUACCGAGUACGCUCGAGAAUGCUACUGCGGCGACAGUCAUAGCGCCCUGCAGGUGUCCGAGGGGAAUUGCUCGAUGAUCUGCAAAGGCGACACGACUCAGUUCUGUGGAGCCGGUAAUCGACUUAGUCUUUGGACUAUCACUACUUUCGCCAGCGCCUCGAGUCAGACAUCGACGAACACUCCAGCAGCGACCGCGCCGACGAUGCCAACUGUCUCAGGCGGAUCGUACGUGGGAUGUGUCUCAGAGACGAGCCCUCGCGCACUGAAUGCCGACUCUAACACCGUCAACACCCAGACGCUGGAGCUUUGCGCACAACGAGCUGCUGCCAAGAAUUACUGGCUCUUCGGAUUGGAGUACGGCUCGGAGUGUUAUCUUGCGGACACGAUCAACCGAGCCAGCUCGUCACUCGAGCCGUCUAAAUGUAACAUGCCGUGCAGCGGCAACAAGAAACAAAUGUGUGGUGGAUCGAACGCCAUUAGCUUGUUCAACAACACCAUGUACUCGCCAAGGAUUCCUGGUAAUGUGCAAGCUGUCGGAACCGGCAUGGCUUACGCCUAUAAGGGCUGCUACACUGAUCAGGGCAAUCCCCGGACGCUAGGCUCGUACAGCACUAACUCGAACAGCAACAGUGUCGAUAGCUGCGUAAGUCUGUGCUAUAGUAAAGGAUACUCCUGGGCUGGUGUCGAGUACGGCAGCGAAUGCUAUUGCAACAACGCUGGGCCGGGCAGCGCAGCACUCAAGACUGAUUCUGAGUGUUCCAAACCGUGUACAGGCAAUGCCAAACAGAAUUGUGGUGGAAGCAUGGCGUUGCAAGUAUAUCAGAUAAGUCUAGGCUCGAGCAUGCUCCGGAGGAAGUAG